AUGGCCCCCAAAAAGGCGCGGUUCAAGCCGCCCAUUCGUCCAAAUGCUGAUGGAACAGGAUUUGUGCGAACCUCGGCCGGAUCGAAAGCAGAAACAACUGUUGUGGAGGAGUCAGUGCCGCAAAGACGGGGGCGUGAGGGAUUUCCAGGCACAGAGGGUUCGUUGCCUGCACAAGUUCCUCCUGCCCCUUCAAAAACAACAACAAAAACCUCAGAGGAGCGUAAAGGAACAAGUAUAGAGUUCUUAUUACAACCUCGUUCUGAUAGUUCUUUGCCAUCUAAUGAGGCACGACUAUCUCCUUCUUCUUUUAAGAAUUUGGGAAUUUUAAGUGGUGCUAUUUUACAUAUAAAGUCCAGUGUACGUGAGGCGUACUGUGAAGCUUUUCUUUCAUCAUCAUGUCAUUCACAAACUAUUUUGCUUGCUGAUGAAAUGUCGGCAGCACUUAGAGAUAAACAGGUUAUUGUAUCUGUAGUAAAAAAUCCUUCUGUUAUGGAACCAAUUUCUCAGGUAGAUGUGGAAAUUACACGUGAUGUGGGUAAUGAUUCAACUCCACCUGAAAUUCCAUUUUUGCAAGUUCGUGCCGCUUUUCGACGUCAAUAUCAACAUCGUUUAGUAUAUAAUGGAAUGCGUGCUAUGAUACGCAUAGCAACGCAUCCAUUUUAUGUUGAAGUAGUAAGAUGUAUACCUUGUGUAAAGAAUGAAAAAAGUUUGGAAAAGGAGAAUAAAGUUACACUAGGUAUGCUUAUGGAUAACACAGUAAUACGAGAUGGUGCUCAUGAUGUGAAUUAUGAAGAUAAAACACCUGAAGAAAAUCUUCAUAUUAAGGAGAAUUCAACUCUUUUGGAACACGUUUUGGUUAUUGGAGAAGCUGGAACUGGUAAGACUCAAUACCUUCAAAAUGAAGGACAAGAUGCCACUACUUUGCAUCGACGUCAUGUUGAAAUUAUUUCUGUUGAAGAACUUCCACAAGGUGAUGCAAGUGAUGUGACUAGUUCAACAGUACUUCGUGAAGCAUUUACGCGUGCAAAAAUUGCUGCACCAUCAACGGUAUUAAUUGAUGAUCUUCAUCUUAUUUGUGGAACUAAUCCUAGUUCUAUGGCUGGUUCAUUAUGGGCUAUGAAUCUUGUAGCAGCUGUAUUAUGUGAAGAACUUGAUAACAUUAAACGUCAGCAACUUGAUGUUCGUGUUAUUGCUUCUGCACCAUCUGCUGAAGCAGUAUCUCGUUCUCUUUUAACAAGGGAACGUUUUAGUAAUCGUGUUGUACUUCUUACACCAGGUUCAGCAGAAGAACGGUUAAAAUGUUUAAAGACUAUCAUGGAUAAACAAAAAACGUUGUCUUCUACUCAUAUUUCAGAGGAAACUCUUAAGUCUGUAGCAGAACAAGCUCAUGGUUUUACCCAGCGUGAUUUGGCUCAUCUUAUAGAAGUUGGAAUAGUAGAGAAUUUUACAUCAACAGGAAGUAUAGGACUCUCUGAUAGUUCGUUGCAAAAGGCAUUAACAAUAGUACGACCCUCUUCACUAAAACAGUUUGAAGUGUCAGUACCACAAGUUACUUGGGGUGAUAUUGGUGGAAGUGAAUCUGCAAAGAAGACACUACAGGAUUGUGUAGCCUGGUGUCUCGGUAAACAGAGUUGGGUAUUCCGCAAAUUCAAGCUUUCACCACCUAAGGGAGUUCUACUCUAUGGACCUCCAGGUUGUAGUAAGACGAUGUUAGCAAAAGCGCUUGCUAAUGAAUCUAAAAUGAAUUUCAUUUCAGUUAAAGGACCUGAAGUGUUUUCAAAGUGGGUAGGAGAUAGUGAAAAGGCAGUACGAGAUAUUUUUACACGAGCCCGUGCUGUAGCCCCAUGUGUGGUAUUUAUUGAUGAACUGGAUGGUAUGUGUUCACAUCGUGGACAAGGUGGUGUAUCCGAUCGUGUUAUCUCUCAAUUUCUUACCGAAUUAGAUGGUCUCCCUGCUGCAUUGGAUGAAUCUUCUGAGGCGUUGGUGUUUGUAGCGGCAACCAAUCGUCCAGAUAACAUUGACACUGCCGUCCUUCGACCCGGACGUAUUGAUCGCAAAGUCUACGUUGGCCUUCCAGAUCUCUCAGAGCGUAAGGCCAUUGUAGAGAUUCACUUUGCCCGUAUUCCCGUCGCUCCCGAUCUCAACGCGGAGUACGUGGCGAGUAGGACGGAGGGUUACAGCGGGGCGGAGGUGGUGGCGGUGGUGAAGGAGGCGGCUUUUCUGCGGGUGACGGAAGAUGCAAAGGCAGCGUACAUCACGCACAGUGAUAUUGAUGCCGCACUGCAGAAAGUUAAACCGCGAAUCAGUCAACGUGAUGUUGAAUGGUAUAAGCGCUGGGCGAUGGGUGGUGGAUAA
This is a messenger RNA of Trypanosoma theileri, 2355 nucleotides long. Its product is annotated as putative Transitional endoplasmic reticulum ATPase. Gene Ontology annotation, cellular component: cytoplasm. Gene Ontology annotation, molecular function: ATP binding; ATP hydrolysis activity. The transcript has a single exon. Lineage: Eukaryota; Euglenozoa; Kinetoplastea; Trypanosomatida; Trypanosomatidae. Bases 1 to 2355 code for a protein of 784 amino acids. The record is from RefSeq and is a predicted model, not a curated record.